Molecule: messenger RNA, 1265 nt
Organism: Cuscuta epithymum
Lineage: Eukaryota; Viridiplantae; Streptophyta; Magnoliopsida; Solanales; Convolvulaceae
Source: the annotation of a GenBank genome assembly
GAUUAGAGCGAGAACCUCCUGUCAAAUCAGUAUUCUGGGCAUUGUUUGGGGCAAUUUACUUGUGUUUUGGCCUGCCAGAAGUGUAUCGGGUUCUGUUCGAAGUGUUUGGAUUGGAUCCUGAGGCUGAAGAGUGCCAACCUAGACUAAGGAGACAACUCGAGGAUGUGGAUUAUGCUUCUCUAGAAUUUGAAGGUAACAAACUGAGCUGGCAAGAUGUUGCUACAUACAAGCCUCCAGAAGAUGCACUUUUUCAUCACCCAAGGCUAUUCAGGGCAUGUGUUCCACCUGGCAUGCAUCGAUUUCGUGGAAACAUAUGGGAUUAUGAUUGUAGACCUCAAGUCAUGCAAAAACUUGGUUAUCCAUUGGCAAUGGCAGAUAAAAUACCAGAGAUAACUGAGGCCAGAAACAUAGAACUUGGACUUGGUUUGCAGCUUUCAUUCUUGCACCCCUCAAAGUACAAGUUUGAACAUCCACGCUUUUGCUUUGAGCGACUGGAAUAUCUGGGUCAAAAAAUCCAGGAUCUUGUUAUGGCAGAGAGGUUGCUUAUGAAGCAUCUGGACGCCCCUGGAAGAUGGUUGGCUGAGAGACAUCGGCGUAUCUUGAUGAACAAGUUCUGUGGGAGGUAUUUGCGGGAAAAGUUUCUGCACCGUUUUAUCAUAUACAGUGAGCAGGUGCAGGAUGCAUAUGAGCAAAAUCGCAGGUUGAGAAAUCCAGCCACAUCUUCUGUUCAACAAGCUAUUCAUGGUCUGUCAUAUGCUGUGUAUGGGAAACCAGAUGUGAGACGCCUCAUGUUUGAGGUUUUUGACUUUGAGCAAAUCCAACCCAAGGCAGUGGUAAGGUAGUAGAGUCGUUGUCAUUUGUUAUAUCCUCGACUGAAGAUUUCAGAGUAGAAGUCAAUGGCUGAUCGGGGUUGCCACAUUCACUAGAAGUCUAGAAGAAAGCUUAGGAAGGGCGAACACUUCACUUUCUUCUACCUUUUUCUCCUGUUUGUCCCCAACAGUGAUUUGUACCUUAGAGUUUGCAGCAGAUUAUAAAAAUGUACAAAAUUUCCCUGAUUAUACUGUUAAGAUGUACAUCUACUGCAACUGGGUUACUUGGAUGUAUAAGAUGAGUCACAUUUUUCUUGGAUUUAGAACUCAGCUUCUAAUAGUUAGAGCAAGAGGCUAUGUGUUUGGGGUAAAGACUAAAGACCCAGUUUGGUGUCCAUAAUCGUCAAUUGCCAUUGGUUUAUCAUACGGAUUAUGGAGAAUUAUUUUGCUUAUCAG